Messenger RNA from Rhipicephalus microplus (southern cattle tick), 891 nucleotides. RefSeq lists its product as uncharacterized. The record is from RefSeq and is a predicted model, not a curated record. Lineage: Eukaryota; Metazoa; Arthropoda; Arachnida; Ixodida; Ixodidae.
AUGCGCACAGGUCGAUGGCGAGAACACCAUUCUCUUAAGACCUGCGGAGAACUGACCAGGGCAGCAGCCAUGUACACACACCUCGCACUUCUCUCAGCCCUUGUGGCGUGCGCCUAUUCUGGUGACGUGGGUGGCGUCGGAUACGGUCCCGGACUUGGGGCCGCUGGUCUCGGUGGUGCCGGUCCAGGCCUAGGUGCACUAGGUCUCGGAGGGCUCGGACUAGGAGGCGUUGGACUCGGAGGUCUUGGACUGGGAGGUGCUGGACUCGGAGGUGCGGGACUCGGAGGUGCGGGACUCAGAGGUGCGGGACUCGGAGGUGCGGGAUUAGGAGGUCUUGGACUAGGAGGUGUUGGCCUUGGCGGCUUUGGUCCAGGACUCGCUGUCGAAGCUGGGCCCGUGGUGGCUGCACCAGUCGCUUUGGCAGCCCCAGUAGCAGCACCUGUCGCUGUCGCUAAGCCCGUGGCAACUGUGUCGUACGUGAAGCAGCCUGUGGUGCGCGUUGGCUAUGUGACCAAGCCGGUGGUCAACUACGUUAGGCAACCGGUGGCUUCAGUCUCACACACUAUCAGACCCGUGGUUACAUACACCGCAGGGGGUGUCGGGGCAGCUGCUGCUUUGGGCGGUCUAGGUGCCGGGGGUCUUGGAGGCCUGGGUCUGACCAAUGGGCUUGGUCUGGCAGGUCUAGGAGGUGGCCUCGGAUACGGUCUCGGAGGAGGACUUGCCGGUCUUGAUGGUCUCGGACUUGGAACCGGAGCUGGAGGCCUCGGCGCUGGGCUAACCUAUGGCUAUGGACCAGUAGGUGUCAAGAAGGGAUACAUUCGCCGUCGUCGUUAGAUGCGGCAUGAGCUCUCCGUUUACCUGAACGUCGUAUGCGUCAGAGCCUUGCGGCAC